AUGAAGAACGCCAGGUCACUAGCUGUAGCACUUGCAGCUGCACUUCUCCCGGGAUCUACCUUUGCCCUCAUCAAUAAUCCUAUGAAACCUCCCAACGAGCGAUUUGUGCUUAACGCAGAGCAAGCAUUAAUAGCUGUCGAGGCUGCAUCUGUCAAGGCAGCCACGAACAAUGCUCCGUCCACCAUCGUCGUCGCAGACCCCUAUGGCUUUCCAAUCGCCGUUCUGCGCAUGGACAAUGCGUUCAUCGAGAGCGUCGACACCUGUAUCAAAAAGACCAGCACGGUUAGCCUUUUCAACGGAGCGUUGACCUCUGGCGAGCUGCAACCCCUGGUCCAGCCGGGGCGUGAAGAUUAUGGCAUCGAGCACACCAACGGCGGGAUGUUACCUAUUCCGGGCGCGGUGCCGCUGUUCAUCAAUGGCACGUUCUUUGCCGCCAUCGGUGCCUGUGGUGGAUCAGGGGAUCAAGAUAUUGAAGCUGCCACGGCUGGGGUUUUUGCUGUGGGUGGAACGCUCGAGCCAUGA
Messenger RNA from Penicillium crustosum, 522 nucleotides. RefSeq names its product GlcG/HbpS family heme-binding protein. The coding region runs from base 1 to 522 and encodes 173 amino acids. The transcript is spliced from 2 exons. Lineage: Eukaryota; Fungi; Ascomycota; Eurotiomycetes; Eurotiales; Aspergillaceae. The record is from RefSeq and is a predicted model, not a curated record.